This is a messenger RNA of Aspergillus bombycis, 3030 nucleotides long. Its product is annotated as putative NRPS-like enzyme. Lineage: Eukaryota; Fungi; Ascomycota; Eurotiomycetes; Eurotiales; Aspergillaceae. The coding region runs from base 1 to 3030 and encodes 1009 amino acids. The transcript has a single exon. The record is from RefSeq and is a predicted model, not a curated record.
AUGGAACAAAUUAUCCAUUCCCAUGCUCAGCAAACUCCGGGUGCAACCGCCGUUAUUGAUGGAGCAUCAACCUUCACGUACGGUGAGCUGGUUGCUGAAUCGAGCGCAUUAGCCCAGGCACUGAAGAAAGAGCUCGAUAUAUCCCUGGAGGAACCAGUAGGAAUUCUGCUCGGUCCAGGGAGGUCACAAGUCGUUGCUCAACUUGCUGUCCUUCUGGCUGGAGGCACCUGCGUACCGAUCGAGCCCUCCUUUCCAGAACGUCGCAUCAUGUCCAUGUUACAAGAUGUCCAAGCUAAACAUGUGAUUAUGGAAAUGCCUGGAACCCUGAAGCUUCGUGGAUUCAGCCAUAUCUACUUGAGUGAUGUCGAAAAGCGAUCUACCUCUGUCGUUCCCAAUUUAGGGUUUGGCCAUCGGGUCAACCGGAGCCACAUACUCUUUACAUCUGGUUCAACCGGGAAACCGAAGCCGGUUCAGGUCCAAGCAAGCAGCAUAUUGCACCUUGCCACAAAGACUCCAGUGACACCACUUUGUCCAGAAGACCGAGUGGCACAAUUCAAUAGUCCCGGCUUCGACCUCAGCCUUUUCGAGAUCUGGGUCACCCUGAUUGCUGGUGCAGCCAUUGUGGUCACUCCACGUCAUGUAGUCACAGACCCUAAUGCUCUCCCUGCGUUCCUUAGGGAGCAAGGUAUAACGAUCAUCAUAAUCACCGCGGUACUGUUUGAGACUAUUGCCUUUGCUUCUCCUGGAGCGUUCGAAUCGCUGCAUCACGUUCUCACGGCGGGUGACGUCGCCAAUGCGCGGGCGAUGAGGAACGUAUUAGAAACACGUCCUCCCCGGCAUCUGUGGAAUACAUAUGGACCUACCGAAUGCACUACUCUGACAACUAUGUUUGAAGUGACACUUAAAGACACUCACCGUGAACGUAUCAGCAUUGGACAGUCCGUGGGAGAUAUGAAAGUCAUCUUACUCGACGAAGACCAGAAGCCUGUUGUUGGCUGCGGGAGACGCGGAGAAAUUUGCAUUGGAGGUCCUCAACAAUCCAUUGGAUAUUUUGCCCAGCCGUCGGAGACUGAGAAAUCCUUCCUUCGUCUACAUAAAAGGGAUCUCGGGAUCCCGGGAGGUGAGGGCGAUCUUAUGCGUCUGUAUCGCACUGGCGAUAUAGGUGCAUGGCAAUAUGAAUCCCGUUGUCUCGACUUUCUGGGCAGGUCAGAUACACAGAUCAAGUUCCGCGGAUUUCGGGUAGAACUAGGAGAGAUUGAAUGCGUCCUGCAAUCUCAUGAGGAAGUUCAGGCGGUAGUCGUUGCUCGGCAGCCCUCACUGACAGCAGAUGGAAUGGAAGCAUUAGUGGCCUUCGUUGUCCCGAAGGACAUGGAUUCUGUACAUCCAGAGGACUUGAGGGACUUUGCUUCUAAACGACUCCCACAAUACAUGCUACCCAAUGCUAUGGAAUUUAUGGAAAGGUUUCCCUUGACAGCAAACGGAAAAUUGGACCGCAAGGCGCUGAUAGACGGCCGACUCAAAAUGCUCGAAGAACAGAAACCCCUUCAAAAUGGCACUAAAGAGAAACAAGGCAAGACGGCAGCGCUUUCUGGCCUGUGCAAGAAGAUUCUGAACAUUCCACAAAUCCACGAGCAUGAUGAUCUAUUUGCCCUAGGAGCCACGUCACUCCAAGCUGCGACUCUUCUUGCAUUGGUCCAAGACCAUCUGGGGUGCAUGGUUUCGAUGGAAGACCUUUACAGUCAUCCUACAUUAUCAAGCCUAUCACAACUUAUCGAGCUCCAGGAAUCUGGGAGCACAUGGAAUGCGCCUGAUAACACCCGGCUGUGGUUGGAAGACGUAAGUCGAGUCGAUGAUAUUGAACUACUUCCUCACUGGGAAUCCGAAGAUGAGGGAAAGGUGUUUAUCACAGGGGCUACCGGCUUUGUCGGGGCGCACUUUCUUCACCGUCUAUUUUGCAGACCAUCUGUCAAGCAAGUCGCUUGUCUGGCCCGCUCGAAGCAGAGUACGAGUGCAGCCACCCGGAUUCGACAAGCCCUGGAACGCUACGACCUGUGGGCUGAUUGCGCGGAACACGAGCAAAAGCUUAUUGUUCUCGAUGGUGAUCUCGUCGAGAGCACUCUAGGCCUAGGGACAGAGCGCUUCAACUGGCUGGCCAACUGGGCAUCAAUAAUAUUCCAUCUCGGAGCUAAAGUGAAUUUCUGUGAAUCGUACCGCGAACACCACAGAUCCAACGUCAUCGGCACCUGCAACGCGCUCCGCCUGGCUGCUGCAGGUCGUCGCAAAGCCUUCCAUUACUUUUCCACUAUCGAUGUUUGGGGCCCAACCGGCCUCAUCCUGGGAACCAAAGAGUUAUACGAGGAUGAACCCUUGAUGCCACACAGCCAGGCCGUACGGUAUGACCUAGGGUACUCGGGCAGCCAAUGGACGGCUGAAUCGAUGGUACGUCGCAUGCGUGACCGAGGUUUACCCACUGUCAUCUACCGGCCAGGGUUCAUCAUCGGAGACAGCGUCACAGGACAUAGCAAUCCGGACGACUUUAUGUCCCGGGUAAUAGUCGGAUGCAUCCAACUGGGCACCUUUCCCAGACUGGACCAACGGCUAGAGUAUGUGACGCUCGACUACGUGGUCUCAGCUGCGAUGCACAUCGCCUCGUCUAACGAGAGCCUAGGACGAUCCUACAGCCUUCUCUCCCCGGAUCAGUCGAACUCAGUCACCGUGGUAGAUACCUGCCGUGUGAUUAAUGAGGCCGGCUAUCCAGUGAAGAUAAUCGACUACAAUGACUGGGUCGAACAGGUCUUCGCAAAGCAACGGCCAGAUGGACCGCUGGCAUCCCUGUUACCAAUGUUCAGGGAGCGUGUGCUCGGGCGAUUGACCCGCUGGGAAGUUAGUCAGUAUACGCCGUAUUAUCGAUCGGAUAAUACGGUCGAGGCAUUGAAGGAUCGGCCUGAUCUCCAGUAUCAACCAUUGGAUGCUCCGUUGCUGAAGAAGUAUAUCUCGUUUUGGAACAGGAAGGGAUUCUACAAGGUGUGA